ACUACAACAGACUGAACUGUAUCUGCCUCUAUUUCCAAACAGACUCACGUUCAACUUUCGCUCAAACAAAAAAGCCGGGAAAAUUUUAUUAAUCCUUUUUUAAAAAAAAAGUUAAUAUAAAAUUAUAGCAAAAAAAGGAACCUGAACUUUAUAGCAACACAGCUGGAACAAUCCGCAGAGGCGGCGGCAGGGCGGAAGAAGAGAUUUAAUUUAGUUGAUUUUCUGUGGUUGUUGGUUGUUCGCUAGUCUCACGGUGAUGGAAGCUGCACAUUUUUUCGAAGGGACGGAGAAGCUGAUGGAGGUUUGGUUCUCUCGUCAGCAACCCGACGCCAGCCAGGGAUCUGGGGAUCUUUGCACUAUCCCGAGAUCUGAGUGGGAUGUACUUUUGAAGGAUGUGCAAUGUUCAAUCAUAAGUGUGACAAAAACCGACAAGCAGGAAGUUUAUGUACUCAGUGAGAGUAGCAUGUUUGUCUCCAAGAGACGUUUCAUUUUGAAGACAUGUGGUACCACCCUCUUACUGAAAGCACUGGUUCCCCUGUUGAAGCUUGCUAGGGAUUACAGUGGGUUUGACUCGAUUCAAAGCUUCUUUUAUUCUCGUAAGAAUUUCAUGAAGCCUUCUCACCAAGGGUACCCACACCGAAAUUUCCAGGAAGAAAGAGAGUUUCUUAAUGCAGUUUUCCCAAAUGGAGCAGCAUAUUGUAUGGGACGUAUGAAUUCUGACUGUUGGUACUUGUAUACUUUGGAUUUCCCAGAGAGUCGAGUAAUCAGUCAGCCAGAUCAGACCCUGGAAAUUCUGAUAAGCGAGUUUGACCCAGGAGUUAUGGACCAGUUCUACAUGAAAGAUGAAGUUACUGCAAAGGAUGUCACUCUUGAGAGUGGAAUUUGUGACCUGAUACCAGGUUCUGUCAUUGAUGCCACACUGUUCAAUCCUUCUGGGUAUUCAAUGAAUGGAAUGAAAUCGGAUGGAACUUAUUGGACUAUUCACAUCACUCCAGAAGCAGAGUUUUCUUUUGUUAGCUUUGAAACAAACUUAAGUCAGACCACCUAUGAUGACCUGAUCAGGAAAGUUGUGGAAGUCUUCAAGCCAGGAAAAUUUGUGACCACCUUGUUUGUUAAUCAGAGUUCUAAAUGUCGUACAGUGCUUUCUUCACCCCAGAAGAUUGAAGGCUUUAAACAUCUUGAUUGCCAGAGUGCUAUGUUCAGUGAUUACAAUUUUGUUUUUACCAGUUUUUCUAAGAAGCAGCAGCAACAGCAGAGUUGAUUAAGAAAAAUGAAGAAAAAAUGCAAAAAGAGAACACACAUAGAAGGUGGUGGCUGCUUUCUAGAUGUUGAUACCAGGGGCUAUGCUUUCCAUAACCACCACCUUGUAGUUGCAGAAAGCCCUAGAUGUAAUGAUAGUGUAAUCAUUUUGAAGUGUAUGCAUUAUUAUAUCAAGGAGUUAGA
Heterocephalus glaber (naked mole-rat) is the source of this 1443-nucleotide messenger RNA. RefSeq names its product S-adenosylmethionine decarboxylase proenzyme 1. Gene Ontology annotation, molecular function: putrescine binding; adenosylmethionine decarboxylase activity. The record is from RefSeq and is a predicted model, not a curated record. Gene Ontology annotation, biological process: spermine biosynthetic process; spermidine biosynthetic process. Lineage: Eukaryota; Metazoa; Chordata; Mammalia; Rodentia; Bathyergidae. Gene Ontology annotation, cellular component: cytosol.